Messenger RNA from Nannizzia gypsea CBS 118893, 573 nucleotides. RefSeq lists its product as hypothetical. Bases 1 to 573 code for a protein of 190 amino acids. The record is from RefSeq and is a predicted model, not a curated record. The transcript is spliced from 2 exons. Lineage: Eukaryota; Fungi; Ascomycota; Eurotiomycetes; Onygenales; Arthrodermataceae.
AUGUAUAGAAGCAGCCAACAGCCAACAGCCAACAGCACGAACCCUCCAGAAGCCAGACUGUCCUCGGGGGCUGAAAAGAGUUCGCCCCAAAUCGUCCAUCUCGUCCUAUCUUUGGCCUGUGGUUCGGGGGCCCGGGUCGAUCCAGUAGUUAGCAUAUCCAUGACAGGGUCAAAAAGCAAAGCCAGCCUUUGUUUCCUCCCUCGUCGUAUAUCGUAUCCAAUGCAACAGAUAACUCGCAAGGCCAUGCCCUCCAUCAUGACCCCCCAGCCGCACCGCUCGUCUGGGACGCCCAAGACGGCCUCCGCUGGCCACCGGGAAGGCUUCCCCUGGCCGCUGCAGGAGAUACGGAUCAGCUCUUCGGUGCAGAAUCAAUAUCCAAAGGGAGGCUGCGAGGCUGGAAACCACCCCCCACCCCCCCUUGCAGGCGGCGGCAGCGAGAGAAGACGAAGACGAGCCAGGGAGCUUCGAGAGCAGGGAGCCGUCAGCCAGCAUUGUCCUAUCGGUAUAAAAGAGCCGUCAGUAGCUGUUUCUCAGGCAGAUAUAGUUAUAAAACAUAGUCGACGUACGCGGUGA